UGCUGCGUUUCGCUGCUGCUGAAAGCCCACAGACCACAGACAUGCACAACCACACACAAACUCACAGACACACAAUGAGUGUGUCUAUGUCAGGGAUGCAGACAGCCAUAUAUAUAGACCCACAGGUCAACAGAGAGUAUCAGUGAUUAGACAACACAUCAUCACACUCUUAACUUUCUCAGCCUUCCUCUGAGGACGAUCUUUUUCGCAGUACAAUCUACAGUAGUGUGUGUUGAACUUAGUGGUCCAAUAUGUCUUCGUACUGUGGUUCAGUGUGUCUACUGGUCUUACUGGGAGCUGUGCUGGCAUUUGGGAGUCCUGUCCAUUUCAUCUCUGAGAACCUGAGACAAACCCACGGGUCCAUCGCAGAUGUGCUGAAGCUGACAAAGCCGGCGAUCGGCAGGGAUCCUCUCUUCAGCUCUGUCAUCAGGAGCAUCAACACCUCCUGCCAGAGAAAAGAAGAACUGCAGCUGAUGAAUGUCACUCUGGACAUCUACACGCGUAUCUUCUCCAGCAUCCUGCAGCACAACCAGCACCAUGACAACGCCUUGACCCCGGCUCUGCUGGCCAACCUGCCCGCCGCCGAAAUGGCUCACGUGGAGUCGAAUCUGUCGAAGCUCAAGCAGGAGAUGGAGACGCUGAAGAGCAAACUGGGCCACCUGAAACACGACAAAGAGGACGUGCUCAGCAAGCUGAGCAAAAUAGAUGUGGACGAUCCCGAGGUUCAGAAAAAGGCUCUGGCUCAGUACAAAGAGAUCUACCAGGCGGCUUCUGUGAUUGCCACCCGCAGAUGUGGACCCACCCACUCCUCUUCUGCUGAAUGAUGCUGACGGCGAAACAUCACAAUUAUCAAUAGCUCUGCAAAAAAGAGGUGCUGGGAAUUGGUUUCCAUUACAACUAAUCCUCUCUCAUUAGCAUAAUCUAAUUUUGUUGUUUGUUUAUCUUCAUUUCGAAAUGUAGCUUUUGUUUUUCGUAUUUUGUGUUUUUAUUUAUAACUGAGUUAAGCUGUGUGACGUUUCCACGUCGACACCUUCCAUGUUCAGUCACACUUUUACAGUCAUGUUAUUGUUAUUUAAGGGGUUACUUUAGGUCAUUUCUCAAUCCAGUCACUUAACUGAGUUAUAUUUAUUUUUGUCAUAAUUUAAUGUAUUUUAUUUAUGAUUAAUUUAACAUAAAUUAUUUUUCUUGUUGUCAGUUUGUUUGAAUAAAAAUAGAAAUCAGCACCAAAUAAAAGCUUAAU
This is a messenger RNA of Siniperca chuatsi (mandarin fish), 1240 nucleotides long. RefSeq lists its product as uncharacterized. The record is from RefSeq and is a predicted model, not a curated record. Lineage: Eukaryota; Metazoa; Chordata; Actinopteri; Centrarchiformes; Sinipercidae. Gene Ontology annotation, cellular component: extracellular region. Gene Ontology annotation, biological process: immune response. Gene Ontology annotation, molecular function: type II interferon receptor binding. The coding region runs from base 252 to 824 and encodes 190 amino acids. The transcript has 4 exons.